CUUGAAUAGUUGGUAGGUUUCUCAUUCAGAUGUAUGCGACCUCGCCAGCUCGUAUGUCUCCUACUUCUUCGAACGAUAAUAUCGGAAUUCGCCAUGGCUCAAUACAUUCCCUUAGACCAAACAGAUGUCGAACAAUCCCCCAACAAUGAAAAAGCAAACCCUCCACCCCCAUCUCGUCGAUGGCCCUCCCUCCUCCUCAACAUCCUCACCUACCUCCUCGCCCUCUACGGCCUCAUCAACCUAGCCUUCCAAAUCUACACCCACAUUCCUCUUCCACCAAAAACCUCCAACCCAACCCCCAACUCCUGCUCCUGUGGCACGACCGCCCAAGAAGCCCUCUCGCGAGGCUGCAAAUUCGACCCCUUCGCGCUCGCCUGGCUCCCCUCCAGCUGCCGCGACGACGCCCUAAUAACCGAAUUCACAGCGCUGGGAAAGUCCCACAACCACAACUGGGACUUCUACACAUGGCCAAACGCGUCCCGAAAGCUGGAUCUCACAGAAGUAUCCAUGGGCGCGGACGUCGUGGGGACGCAGAACCGCAGCGCAGUCACCACGACGGUGGACUGGCACCAUACGCACUGUCUGUAUUUAUGGCGGAAGCUGUAUCGAUCGCGGUAUACGGGGGUGACGAUGGAGAAGCGGUAUGAUUCCGAACAUCAUCAGAAGCAUUGCGUGGAGAGUAUUCUGGAGUGGGUGAGGCAGCAGCAGCCGGAGGCGGGGAGAUUGAUUGGGGGGUCCGUGGUGGAUUUGUAUGAAUAGAUGGAUACUCUUUGGGGGGUAGGAGAUGAGGAUAGGUCCGAGAGCGCAAUCGAUGUCAUGCAUGACUUGUCUUUGGAGACAAGUCAGGAGUUCCUAUUUUGCUGUCUCCUCAGUCUCGCCAGAAUCACCAGUUGCUUGGUCUGAACAACGACCGGAUUCAUGACGCUCGUUUGCCCGCUUGAUAAACUCGUCCCGGUAUUCUUGAGCCAGAUCUCUGGCAUUCCGAAAGGUAAUUGAACCAUGCUUAUACGUUUCCGAGUCACCGUCCAAUGCCCAUUUGC
This is a messenger RNA of Aspergillus steynii IBT 23096, 1040 nucleotides long. RefSeq lists its product as uncharacterized. The coding region runs from base 94 to 759 and encodes 221 amino acids. The record is from RefSeq and is a predicted model, not a curated record. NCBI's taxonomy places the organism in Eukaryota, Fungi, Ascomycota, Eurotiomycetes, Eurotiales, Aspergillaceae. The transcript has a single exon.